AUGCUCAUUAAAGAAGAUAUACGACAGAAGGCAGCUAAACUGUACGAGGACUUUCAGCAGACAUGGAAAUCCUCACGAACAACGGAAUAUUUCAAACAGCUUGAGAUUCGUUAUCAGACAAAACGGAAAUUGGAAGUGAUUGAAAGUCAAAAGAUUAUUGAGCUCGCCGAAAUCGACCGAAUGAAGGUUUCUCAAUUACGGAACAAUACAGAAUCAGUAACAAAGCAUGUUUCUGAUAGCUUUGUGGAAUUUACUCAAGAAAAUACAAGAAACCAUAAACGCACAUUAGAAGAUGAUGAAAGUAGCUUUAGUAAGAACACAUCUAAUCUUAUAGAGGUUCAUUCGAUACAUUUGACCAAUCUACAUAUUAAGAAAUGGGAAAAUCGAAAAUUCACAACAAAAGGAUUUUACAGUAAAAAAAAUAUACAGAAAAUCAAUAAUCUUUCUUUUGAUGACAGGAUGAUGAAAACGCGGGUUAUGCCAUGA
Funneliformis mosseae is the source of this 486-nucleotide messenger RNA. The record is from the annotation of a GenBank genome assembly. NCBI's taxonomy places the organism in Eukaryota, Fungi, Glomeromycota, Glomeromycetes, Glomerales, Glomeraceae.